Lodderomyces pseudojiufengensis is the source of this 1647-nucleotide messenger RNA. RefSeq lists its product as uncharacterized. The record is from RefSeq and is a predicted model, not a curated record. Lineage: Eukaryota; Fungi; Ascomycota; Pichiomycetes; Serinales; Debaryomycetaceae. The transcript has a single exon. Gene Ontology annotation, biological process: transmembrane transport. The coding region runs from base 1 to 1647 and encodes 548 amino acids. Gene Ontology annotation, cellular component: membrane. Gene Ontology annotation, molecular function: transmembrane transporter activity.
AUGGAAACCAUAAAAUCAAAAACCGAAACUUAUUUACAUGACGUCUUGUCAAAUAGGUCUGCACCAAGACUCAUCGAUCCAAAUCGAAAUGAUGGAGAUGAAGCAUUAUUAAAUCAAAUUGGAUAUAAACAAGAAUUAAGAAGACAUUAUUCUACUUUUGAAACAUUUGGAAUUGCUUUCUCAAUUAUGUCAUUAUUACCAUCGAUUGCAUCUAUUUUACCAAUUUUACUUGAAAGUGGAUUACUUGGAUGUUGGUUAAGUUGGUUAAUAUCUUCAAUAUUUAUAUUACUGGUUGGAUUUGGACUUUCAUUUCUUGGCUCCUCAAUUCCAACUUCUGGUGGCUUGUAUUAUUACACAAAUUAUUAUAGUCCAGAUUCAAUAAGAGUUCCAUUAUCAUUUUUUAUAGGUUGUGCCAAUUCAUUAGGUUUAAUAGCUGGGGCUUGUGGGAUCAAUUAUGGUUUUGCAGUUCAAGUUUUAUCAGCAGUAUCAAUACAACAGGAUGGAAAAUUUGAAGUAACAGAUGCUAAAUGUUAUGGAGUUUUCGCUGCUAGUGUGAUUUCCACUGUUAUUGUUGCUUCAUUAGCUACUAAACAAUCAGCUAAAUUACAAGCAGUAUCUGUUUACUUGAAUGUAUUUUUAGUUAUGUUAUUUGUAAUUGCUGUUCCCAUUGGUUACUCAAGAAAUCAUAAUUUUAAUUCUAGAGAAUUGAUAUUUUCAGAUUUAACUAAUUACAGAGAUUGGCCUAUUGGAUGGAGUGUUUGUUUAAGUUUGUUAGGAGCUGUGUGGGUUAUUGGAGCAUUUGAUUCAGUCAUUCAUUGUUCGGAAGAGUGUAAAAGCCCACAGAGGCUGACACCUAUUGGAAUUCUUGGCCUGAUUGGUUUGUGUGGAGUGCUUGGUCUCAUAAUAGUUACAAUUAUUGUCUUGUGUGUUAAAGAUGGUGAUGUUGGAAGACUUUUGGAAUCCAGUUCUGGUUCAUGUAUGGCUCAGAUAAUAUAUGAUGCGUUGGGGAAGAAAUGGUGUGUGGCAUUUAUGUCGUUGAUAGCUCUUGGCCAAUAUUUUAUGAGCGCAUCCAUAACCAUUGUGGAAGCAAGGAUGAUAUGGUCAUUCAAUAGGGAUUGUCAAGGCUUCAUAGCUGAAUAUCUCAAGUUUGUUGAUCCGAAACUAAGGGUACCUGUUAGAUCUACCAUAUUCGCUGGUGUCAUUACUUUAUUAAUAGGAUUACUUGUUUUGAUUGGUCCAGCUGGUUCAAAUGCUUUAUUUAGUUUAGGAAUAUGCUCAAAUAGUCUUGCAUUUUUAGUUCCUAUUUUAUUAGUUCUUUUGCCUUAUGGUAGAAAGAAGUUUAUCCCUGGUCCAUUCUGGUUUUAUAAUCCUUUAUCUUAUGGUAUAAUGGCUACAGCAGUAGCAUGGUUAUUAUUUGUCAUCAUGAUGUGUUUAUUUCCCGAUAAUAAGAAAGUUGAUAAGGAAACAAUGAAUUAUACUGUUGUUAUUAAUGUUGGAACUUGGAUUUUGUCAUUACUUUAUUAUUUCAUUUAUGGUUAUAAGAUUUAUAAAGGGCCAAAAUCUAAUUUGGAUGAUAUUGAAUUCCUUGAUGGUACAAGUGUAGAUCUAGUGGUUGAAUUGUUCGAACAAAAAGAAUUAAGUAAAUAG